Closterium sp. Naga37s-1 is the source of this 212-nucleotide messenger RNA. NCBI's taxonomy places the organism in Eukaryota, Viridiplantae, Streptophyta, Zygnematophyceae, Desmidiales, Closteriaceae. The record is from the annotation of a GenBank genome assembly.
GUACGGCGCAAGUGGGCAACCCUGCCUCACUCCCACCUCCACCCCCAACCGCUCUCCAAGCCAGCCGUUGAUCAGGAGUAUUGUCCAGGCUUCCUAGUGGAGUCCCUCAGCCCAUCUUACGAAGACUUCCGGGAAACCCAUCUCCCUCAAGGUGCUGAAGAGGUAUCGCCUCGAUACCAAACGUACAACUUCUGGAAAUCUACGAGCAGAAG